This is a messenger RNA of Oryctolagus cuniculus (rabbit), 384 nucleotides long. Lineage: Eukaryota; Metazoa; Chordata; Mammalia; Lagomorpha; Leporidae. The record is from RefSeq and is a predicted model, not a curated record.
GCUGGGAGCGCGCUCUCCGCCAACCUGCCCCGGCCCUCUCGCGCUGCGUGGUCUCCCAGACCAGGACUGUCCCGGUCCUGAUAUGGCUUGUGGACAGCAGAUUCAGUCUCAGCAGAAAAAUGCCAAGAAGCAAGCUGGACAAAAGAAGAAACAAAGACAUGACCAAAAGGCUGCUGCCAAAGCUGCCUUAAUAUACACCUGCACUGUCUGCAGGACACAAAUGCCAGACCCUAAGACCUUCAAGCAGCACUUGGAGAGCAAACAUCCUAAGACUCCGCUUCCUCCAGAAUUGGCUGAUGUUCAGGCUUAAAGUUGUUUACAGGCGAAUUUGUGACACCUCUGACUCUUCUGCUGUCUCAGGCCCUAGGUAACAAACCUGCAGCU